Molecule: messenger RNA, 1535 nt
Organism: Syzygium oleosum
Lineage: Eukaryota; Viridiplantae; Streptophyta; Magnoliopsida; Myrtales; Myrtaceae
Product: fasciclin-like arabinogalactan protein 1
Exons: 2
Coding region: 55-1308 (417 amino acids)
Biological process (GO): shoot system development; root development
Cellular component (GO): plasma membrane
Source: RefSeq, a predicted model, not a curated record
CCGUCUCUUUGCUUUCUCUCUCUCUCUCUCUCUCUCUCUCUCUCUCUCUCUACAAUGCAGGUCCACCGCGCACCGCCGCACCUCCUGGCGGCACUCCUCCUCCUCCUGGCCGUCGCCGCCGCCACCUCCCCAGCCCGCGCGCUCAACAUCACGACCAUCCUCGCUGGCCACCCGGACUGCUCCACCUUCAACCACUACCUCAGCGUCACCCACCUCGCGGCCGAGAUCAACAGCCGCACCACCAUCACCGUCCUCGCCGUCUCCAACGCCGCCAUGAACGACCUCCUCGCGGAGCACCCCUCCACCGCCACCCUCAAGAACAUCCUCUCCCUCCACGUCCUCCUCGACUACUUCGACUCCAAGAAGCUCCACCAGCUCACCGACGGCUUCGCCCUCGCCGCCACCCUCUUCCAGUCCACCGGUUCCGCCCCGGGCUCCUCCGGCUUCGUCAACAUCACCGACGUCAAGGGCGGGAAGGUGGGUUUCGCCCCGGAGGAGGGCGGCAGCAGCGACGUCGGGGUCUACUUCGUGAAGUCCCUGCAGGAGGUGCCGUACAACAUAUCGGUGAUACAGAUCAGCAAGGUACUGCCGUCGGCCAUCGCGGCUGCGCCGGCUCCGGAGCCGACCCAGGUGAAUGUGACGGAAGUGAUGGCGGCGCACGGCUGCAAGGAGUUCGCCGACGCGCUGUCAAAUAGUUCUGAUGCCAUGAAGACUUAUGAGGACAAUGUCGUCGGAGGAUUAACGGCGUUUUGCCCGCUCGACGACCCCUUCAAGGCAUUCCAACCGAAAUUCAACAACCUCUCCGCGGCAGACAGGGCCUCGUUCCUGGAGUUCUUUGCGGUGCCUAUAUACAUGUCGAUGUCCAUGCUCAGGUCGAACAAUGGGCUGAUGAACACGCUGGCGACCGAUGGGUCGAGGAAGUUCGACUUCACGGUGCAGAACGACGGUCAAGAUGUGACCCUGAAGACCAAAGUCAACACAGUGAAGAUCACAGGGACAUUGCUUGAUGAGCAGCCACUGGUAAUCUAUACACUUGACAAGGUCCUGCUCCCCCAGGAGCUGUUCAAGGCGGCGCUAUCGCCUGCACCAGCACCGGCUCCGACGCCAGAGAAGGCAGCCGAGUCGCCAAAGGCUGCAGCGAAGCACAAGUCCCCACCAGCCCCACCAACGUCGGGGUCAUCAGACGCGCCGGCUGAUUCACCGGAUGGUACUGUGGCCGACCAGACGGCUAAUGCAAGUGUUAGGAUUUGCUGUGGGAGAUUUGGCUUCAUGGCAUUGAGUUUGUUGCUUGUGGUUUUGGCAUUGUAGCCACCCCUUUUCUCUACUUUUCAUUUUCAGGUAAGAGUGUGACUUUUUGGUGUUAACUGGGGAAGCUAACUUUUUCUUUUGUUUUUAUUUUUCAAUUAUUCUUUUUUUUACUGAGUUGUUUUUGAGGUGUUUCUGUGAGCGAUGAAUUGUUUUGAUGGCUAUAAGCUUGGUUUAGAUUGUUCUGUUGCUGAUGGAAAAUAAGAGUGUGGUUACUUGUUUUUCCAAAA